Coffea eugenioides is the source of this 792-nucleotide messenger RNA. RefSeq names its product probable leucine-rich repeat receptor-like protein kinase At1g35710. The record is from RefSeq and is a predicted model, not a curated record. Lineage: Eukaryota; Viridiplantae; Streptophyta; Magnoliopsida; Gentianales; Rubiaceae. Gene Ontology annotation, molecular function: protein binding. Bases 1 to 792 code for a protein of 263 amino acids. The transcript is spliced from 3 exons.
AUGUCAAUCCAGAAUUAUUCCAUCCGUCCAAUUACUUUAGUUUUUGUAUGCUUGGUCAUCCUUCACUUGCUCUCCAGUUCUGGAGUCAAUGCUGCUUCUAAUCAAAUGCACGCACCAUCAAGUAUUGGAAGUGAAGGGAAAGCUCUGUUAACAUGGAAAGCCUGUCCUGACAAUUAUAGCCAAUCAAAGUUGUCAUCCUGGUCAUCUGCAAAUCCUUGCAGUACCUGGGAUGUUCGAUGCAACAAAGCUGGACGAGUGUCAGUGAUUAACAUCACUAGUUUUGGCAUCAAAGGAAGCAACAAACUUUAUGGAUGGAUUCCAGAAGAGAUUGGGAAGCUCAAAUCUCUGACGAUACUCUCUUUAGUUGACAAUAUGUUCACAGAAAUUGGAAACUUGACAAAGCUAAAUGAGUUAGAUCUUUUUGGGAACCAGCUUUCAGGUCUCAUCCCAAAAGAGAUUGGGAAGUUGGGAUCUCUUACUCAACUCUCUUUAGCUAAAAAUAUGCUCACAGGUCCGAUUCCUUUGUUUUUUGGAAACUUAAGUGGCCUGACUCUGCUGUAUCUUUUCCAAAAUUAUCUUCCCAGGCCUAUUCCCAAAAAAAUUGGAAACUUGAGAAAACUAAAUGAAUUAGAAAUUUCUGGGAACCAGCUAUCAAGUCCCAUUCCAGAAGAGAUUGGGAAGCUUAGAUCUCUUACUAUACUCUCUUUAGCUAACAACACGCUCACAGGUCAAAUUCCUCUGUCUAUUGGAAACUUAAGUGGCUUGACUCUGCUGCAUCUUUUCCAAAAUUAA